Molecule: messenger RNA, 873 nt
Organism: Plasmodium malariae
Lineage: Eukaryota; Apicomplexa; Aconoidasida; Haemosporida; Plasmodiidae
Gene: SEC20
Product: protein transport protein SEC20, putative
Exons: 7
Coding region: 1-873 (290 amino acids)
Biological process (GO): retrograde vesicle-mediated transport, Golgi to endoplasmic reticulum
Cellular component (GO): SNARE complex; endoplasmic reticulum
Molecular function (GO): SNAP receptor activity
Source: RefSeq, a predicted model, not a curated record
AUGAAUGGAAAUUUUCUAAGUUUAGGAAAAAAAAAACAAAAUGUAGAGAACUUGAACAAAAUAAACUCCAUAAUAAACCAUAUGAAAUUCAUUGAUGAUAAUCUUAACAGAUUAUUUAAGUCGGAACAGGUUUUAAAUGACCAUGACUCGUUCUUGUUAUUUAGAGGAAAAGUGUCAAAAAGAAUUGUUCAUUAUUCAAAAUUAAUUUUGCAAUAUAAAAAUAAAAUACUUAGCUCGGAAAAACUUGAAGAUGAUAUUGAAGAAGAUGUUAAGCGACAAUAUGAAUAUCAUUUGAAAAAUUUAGACAACCAUAAGAGAGAACUGAGUAUCUGGUGGCAUAAAAAUGCAAAGGACUACCAUCGCUUAUGUAUAAGUAAUUUCUUGAACGCAAAAAAAAGUAACGGUAACGUGUUAGUAAGCGAAUCGAAUGAAACACACAUGACUGAUGUAAAUUUAAAAGACACAAAAAAGAUGAUGAUAGAUGAAAUUAACAGAAUGAAAAAUGUAAGAUCAGAGUUGCUAGAAUCUUCACAAAAAUUAAGAAAACAAGACGAAAUAUUCAACAUUUUCGAAAGCAAGUUAAAAUCCAGUGCUCAACUAAUAUUAUCUUUAAAACAAAAAGCUCAAAAUGACACAAGAUAUGUGUGGUAUUCUUUUUUUUUCUUUCUGAGUGUCUGUUUUUAUAUCAUCCUUCGCAGAUUGGGUUUCAUAAGAGCUGCCAUAACGCUCUUAUUUUCAACAUUAUUCUAUUUAUUAAAGUUAUCCUUCGGGGUAUUUCAUUUCUUUAAUAAGGGUAACACAGAUAAAGACAUAAACACGGAUGAUGCAGUUUCGAAGAGUUUAGUAAAGGUAUCCUAUAACAGCGAGUUAUAA